Molecule: messenger RNA, 2845 nt
Organism: Tachysurus fulvidraco (yellow catfish)
Lineage: Eukaryota; Metazoa; Chordata; Actinopteri; Siluriformes; Bagridae
Gene: tmem178ba
Product: transmembrane protein 178Ba
Exons: 4
Coding region: 1368-2237 (289 amino acids)
Cellular component (GO): membrane
Source: RefSeq, a predicted model, not a curated record
AUUUUAAAUCUACAGCUCAGGCAUAACAUAAGCCUUCAUACUGUCUUCUUGGAAUGCUUUGUGGUAUUUUAGAGGAAAAAACAUGGACAGGAACUUGGAACUAGAGUCCAUGCAUGGUUUCACACCGAGUGCUUUAAGCAUGGACGACGUGCUGUUGUGGUAUGCCAGCUCGAUCUUGCAAUGGACACAUGCCACGACUUUUCGAUUUGAAAUGAUCCCAAACCUUGGACAUUUUCUAUCGUUUUCUCCUGUUUGUUUGUUCUCUUUGCUCAUUGACAUUAUCGCGCCCUUCCAUUUGCAACCCGCACUAGCAAAUCAAAAGACUGCUAACUUCUCGCGUCUCCUACCACUUUCACGUAAGCAUGUUGUCUCUCACACACACACACAAAAUAAUUGCUAUAUAAAAGAGAUAAUCGAGGAAUCGUUUCCGCCCUAACUGAGAUACAUCUGUAAUAUAAAACACAAACCUGAUACACUAACAUUAGUACAGUAACAUUGUUUGAAAUAUAAAACCUGCAGAAAUAUGAAAAAGAGCUGACUUUUCCUAUUUUAAUUACACAGUUACUGAAGCGGAAUCUAGCAGACCAGCACGAGACAACAAUAUGGCGCAACCAAACUUGAUACCGUUACAUGAUUGGCUGUUAGCGUGUCACUUCCUACAUUGCUAGGUUGCCAGAGAGUGAGUGCCUUUGUUAAUGCAUCCAAACUUGCUUCGCAACCUGUUUUCUUCUGACGAAGGAUAUCGAACGUUUUAUCAAGCACAUUUUUUACCGCUAUCGUUCACGUGUCUAUCGCGAUACAUAUCGUUAUCGUUUUAUCGCCCAGCCCUAAUACACAGUGGUGUAAAGUUGUUGUUUUUUUCAAACCCUGGAACACUUAUGGCUUUGGGUAAUUUAUAACACAUGACAAAUUAGAAAUUUGUGCACAAUCCUAUGUAUGUGAUGCAUAAGCAUAAUUGUGCAUUUAGUGUAUAAACAAGGUAAACAGUCUAAAGUGAUAAAUAAUAUUUAAAUAUAAUGCACACUGAUGUCAUACCUUAUCUACACUAGUAGUUUAUCCGUUAAUGAAGCACUAUGUUUUUACUGAACUACAGCUAGGGUUUUUUUCCCCCACCAUAAUAAAAUAUUUGCCCGAUUGCCAUAAGUCAGUGGAUGCAGUUGAAGGAAGAGCGGAAGGUUGGAUGUGAUUCACGGAGCCUCGUGCAGACGGUGGAUUAAAACUGAGCAGCCGCUUGUAUAAUAACUUAAAACCGCGUAUUUGCAUGUGCACAUUAUUUGAUUGUCGGAGUAUGCUGUGGUGGUGUUGAUCUGAUGGAGCUGCUGGUGGUGUUGGGCUGCUGAUGCGGCCUGAGCGGAUACGGUGGUGUGAUGGCGAUGGGUAAAUGGCUGCUGUAUGCCGGUCUUGCGAUUUCUUUGCUCGCUUUGUGCUUCCUCACGGUCGCAAUAUCCUCCGAUCACUGGUACGAAACGGACGCCAGGAGGUACAAAGAGCGCUGUCGGGCUUUCUCUAGCCGUCGUACCGACCCGGGCUUCAUCUACAUCCCGAGCCACAGCCUCCCGUUGCGCGAGCCGCGGCCACUGAUGAUGCGCAAGCGGAGGGAGCUGUUCGGUGCGAGCGCGGCAGACGAGUGCAAGCGCCGAUAUAAUUCCACCACCGUGGGUCUAUGGAGUAAAUGCUACCGGCAUGGAUUCGACCGGAACAUCGAGGAGCUCAUUAAAAAAGGGACUAUUGAGAGGUGCUCCUACAUCAAGUACUACUAUGCUUCCUCGACACUGGUUCGAAAGGAUAUCUCUUACAAUAUCACCAAGACCAUUCAGCAGGAUGACUGGCAUGCUUUGCAUCUGCGAAGGAUGACAGCAGCCUUCAUGGGCAUGGCUUUGUCCAUCAUCCUGUUUGGCUGGACAAUAGGACUGCUGGGCUGCUGCUGGGAUCAGGGCCUCAUGCACUAUGUUGCUGGCCUGCUUUUCCUCAUGGGAGGUACGUUUUGCAUCAUCGCCCUUUGUACUUGCGUGGCUGGCAUCAAUUUUGAACUUUCCCGCUACCCACGUUACUUAUUCAGCCUCCCGGAUGAUAUAAGCCAUGGUUACGGCUGGUCCAUGUUCAGCGCCUGGUGUGGUCUGGGACUGACACUUAUUGCUGGUUUCUUCUGCACUCUGGCCCCUUCUAUUCAACCUCCACCACCACCUAGCCGUACUCCCUACCCUAAAUCCCGCAUGGAGAACGGCACAGUGUGCUAAACUACUAUGGAAAAGGCAAGAGACAGGAAAGAAUACACACGUUAACUAUGUGACAUUCUGAACUUUUUGAAUGGAGUGAACACUCCACAUGAUGUAAGCGUCGACAGCCUGUGUGUGGAUCUCUGCUGUAAAAGCAGUUGUACAGACGUAUAAAAGUGGUUGUCUUCACGUGAUCAGAAUAUCGUCGGUGGAGCAGUUUGUGUUCUGUUUGUGUGCAUUGUGCAUUUUUUUGAUUUGAGAAAAGACUUAACAUUUCACAAGACACGUCCACAAAGAUGUCAAGGUUAAAUAUAUAAAUAUAACUGAUGAAAAUGAUGUGUAAUAACAUUACGUGCUGUUGUGAUGAGCCAAUUAGAUAAUAAAAACUCUUAUUAUAGGUGUUGUACAUCAUUUCUUUACUUGAUGACUCCAAAAAAUAAAAGGGGGAAAAACAGAUUAAAACAGAGGCACUGAGUAUUCAAUAUUUAUUUAGGUUGUUGUUCCAGAUCUGCAGAAAAGUCAAUAAUUUUAUUUUUUUUAGCUCUUUCAUUUGUAUUAAAUGUGUUAUCUCAGCAGCAUGUUUAAAAACAAAGAGGUUGUACUAUAUUGAAUUUCUUUCCUGAAUGAAU